UCGUGCUCAAUAGAAGGAUGGACCGCCAGCCAUUCUGAUUAGUCGUAAUGAUUGAUGCUGUCUUUAAUGCCAAACCUCAGUUGAAUUGUAGGCUUCACCGUACGGCUGUCAUGGUUAUUUCAGUGGAUGUGUAUAGAAGGAUUUUUCUCUACUAAUUCGGUUAACACACACACAAAUAUCCUCGCGUGCAGAACGGCUGUGCGACGUGGUGCUGCCUCCGGUUGAACGGCGGUAGGAGGAUGGCACUGCGUUGGACGGUCUCUGUAUCUAUCCUCGAUGGUAUAUUAAGAUUGUAAUCAGCUGAUAACAUAGGGUGUACAUUUACGGCGGACUGGUGUGGGGGUGACAAUAAACCACCGAUCCGAUUAUGGAAAAGGAGUCCAGGUUGGAAGACCUCUGAUCAUAUAGGCUCCACAGCCAGCCAGGUGGCCAGUCAGGCGACAACCAGGCUCACUGUGGAAGGAGACCAACAUCGAGACUGGGAGACCCUCUCACUACACCCACACUGCUUCACCCAUCCCACUCCACCAUCACCGCCAUGUCUAUACCCAGUGGCAGCCCAGAAAGAGAGAACUCUGGUGGGGGUGUCCCUCAGCUAGAGUGCCCUUCUUCACCUCCCAGCUUCGGCUUGGACCCAGACCCACUGUCAACAGGCAGCCCAGUGAUCAGCCCAGACUCAUCUUCCCAUGAUGCAGUACUGUCAGCACCAGCAGCCUCUCCAGCAGACUCUGAGAACCUGAGUCCUGAUGAACUGGAGCUGCUGGCCAAACUGGAGGAACAGAACAGGUUGUUGGAAGCCGAUUCCAAGUCCAUGCGAUCAAUGAGUGGUUCACGGCGAAACAGCGGUUCCUCGCUGGUGUCCAGCUCUUCAGCCUCAUCAAACCUGUCACACCUCGAGGAGGACACCUGGAUCCUGUGGGGCCGCAUCGUCAAUGAGUGGGAAGAGUGGAGACGCAAGAAGGACAAACUCCUGAAGGAGUUGAUCAGGAAGGGUAUACCUCAUCAUUUCCGGGCCAUUGUCUGGCAGCUGCUAGGCAACGCCACUGACAUGCCGGUGAAGAACCAAUACUCAGAGCUGCUAAAGAUGUCCUCUCCCUGUGAGAAGCUAAUCCGCAGAGACAUCGCCCGCACCUACCCCGAGCAUGAGUUCUUCAAAGGCCAGGACAGCUUGGGGCAGGAAGUCCUCUUCAAUGUCAUGAAGGCAUAUUCGCUGGUGGAUCGAGAGGUGGGCUACUGCCAAGGCAGUGCGUUCAUCGUUGGCUUGCUGCUUAUGCAGAUGCCCGAGGAGGAGGCGUUUUGUGUGUUUGUGCGUCUGAUGCAGGAGUACCGCCUGAGGGAGCUGUUCAAACCCAGCAUGGCUGAGCUGGGCCUCUGUAUCUACCAGUUUGAGUAUCUGCUACAGGAGCAACUUCCAGAGCUGAACAUCCAUUUCCGGUCACAGAGUUUCCACACAUCGAUGUAUGCCUCAUCCUGGUUCCUGACUCUUUUCCUCACCUUCCUCCCUCUGCCUGUCGCCACUCGCAUCUUUGAUAUUUUCAUGUAUGAGGGCCUAGAGAUUAUCUUCCGUGUGGGCCUGGCCAUCCUGCAGUACAACCAGACUGACCUCAUUCAGCUGGACAUGGAGGGCAUGUCACAGCAUUUCCAGAAGGUGAUCCCUCACCAGUUUGACAGCUGCCCAGACAAGCUGAUCCUCCGGGCCUACCAGAUCAAGUACAAUCCCAAGAGGAUGAAGAAACUCGAGAAAGAAUACACCACAAUCAAGAACAAAGAAAUGGAGGAGCAAAUUGAGAUCAAGAGAUUACGCACAGAAAACAGGCUGCUGAAACAGAGGAUUGAGACGCUGGAGAAGGAGAGUGCUGCUCUGGCAGACAGACUGAUACAGGGUCAGGUGACGAGGGCACAAGAAGCAGAAGAGAACUACGUGAUCAAGCGGGAGCUGGCGGUGGUGAGGCAGCAGUGCAGCUCAGCCAGUGAGAACCUUGAGAAGGCACAGGACACUAUCAGAGAGCUGCAGCAACAAAGGUACACAGAGCAGUUUGUGAGCAGCCUGCAGACCCAGCUGGAGCAGUCCAAGCUGCAAGAGGCCGAGCUGCUUGGAGCGCUGAAGGAAAUGCAAGACAAGGUGCUCGAUUUGGAGAAGAGAAACAGCUGCUUGCCUAAUGAGAACAACAUGGUGGCUCUACAGGAGGAGGUGAAACAGGUGAAGCUGAGGGAGCUGGAGACGCUGCGCUCAUUCAGAGAAUUGCAAGACACUGUUACUGAGCUCAACCAGCGCUGGCAGUACCAUUUGACCCGUGGCAGCAGCACAGGUGGUGGGGGCGGCCACUGGAAGGAAUCCCCAAAGAAGAAUGCCAUGAAUGAGCUGCAGGACAAACUGAUGACAGUCAGACUGAGGGAGGCCCAGGCCCAGGCUGAACUCCGAGAGAUCAAACUGAAAGCCCUGCAACUGGAGAGCCAGAAUCAGAUUCACAGCAAGCUGAUCAGUCGCCACGAGCAGGAACGCUCUGCCCUGCAGGACCGGCUCCAGAUGUUCACCAAUCAGAACAAAGCUCUUCAGGCCCAGCUCAACGAGAUGAAAAGGAAGCAGGCUGAGUUUGACUGCAAGAGUAAAGAGGAGGUGAUGGCAGUGCGGCUAAGGGAAGCAGACAGUAUGGCUACCAUGGCUGAACUCAGGCAGAAGAUCGCUGAGCUGGAGAUACAGAAGGAGGAAGGGCGGAUCCAGGGCCAGCUGAACCACUCAGACUCCAGACAGUACAUUACCCAACUCCGGGACCAGAUUGCUGAGCUCAAGAACGAGAUCAGGCAAUUGCGAGGGCAGAAGCCGGCCCCCAGCUCCAGGGUGAGCAGUGGAGGCAGAAGUACCAACUACCAGGAUCUCUGCCUGGCCAGCCCGGCCUCUGCCGAGGGGGACUACCUGAGCUCAGAUGAGGACCUCCUCCCCAGCCCGCUGCCUCCCAGUGCCCUCUACCCUGCCCUGUCCAGCCCAUGCCACCCCUCCGCUCGCCUCGACAGCGAGGGUAGCACGGACAGCGAGGCGGAGGAGCGGGUGCGGACACACCCAGACCCACAGCAGCUGUACGGCACUAUGGUGUGCGCUGAGGCACUGGAUAACUGAGGCCUGAAAGGGGGUGCAGAGAUUUCAUUGGAUUUCUUUGUCCUAAAGAGAUGCUGGUGGAACUCCACAGGACAGAACUUCUACUGUCAACUUCUCCUCGGCUUUUCCAGCGUUUACCUUUUACAGUGGCAUUGACUGGACCUCUGAUCAUCACUACCUGUUUUCUCCGCUCCUGUUCCUGUCUCUACCGCUUUGUUCCCCACACUGUCCAGUCCCUGACAAAGAGGUAAUAUAAAGAGUCUCCCCUCGUUCCCAUGCCAAACUGUCAAAAUACAUAUCCGUUCAAACACAAAUAUAUGAUAUACAAACAAACAAAAAUGACUCGGACUGGACCAGCAAGACCGUUGCUGCUCGGGAUCGACCACUGGACCCAAAUCUGUGACUCUUACGAGGAGUGAUUAAUGGGUAGAUGGGCAGAGCUCCUCCCUCUCCCCUGUGAACUGAGCAGUAGACACUUGACACACUGUAUUCUCUACCAUUAUAUAAAUCUCCUUCUUCAUUGGUGUAGAGUUAAUCUUUAUCUUCUUUUCCCUUUUUAUGCCUCUCUUUAAAAAGAUGCACAUCCAUCAUCACUGCCUUCUGAAAAAAACACUUCUCUCACCCAUUUGUUCACCUCUACAGACCCAGUGUUACAAAUGAAACUUCAAAAUGGUGACGAGUAGGAGUAGAAGAGGUGCAGCGUAGGAAUAUGUACACAUCAAACUACAGGCAUAUCACUUGAUGGUAUUCAAAAUCGAUCAUACUAAAUAUGUGUUGUCUGUGUCUGUGGCUCAUGGCAAAACAGGUUCACCGUAACUCACUGAGGGAGGAAGGAAGGAUCUCAGUGUUGCCAAUUUUUUUUUA
Messenger RNA from Monopterus albus (swamp eel), 3958 nucleotides. It is a transcript of the gene evi5l, whose product is annotated as ecotropic viral integration site 5 like. Gene Ontology annotation, molecular function: small GTPase binding; GTPase activator activity. Gene Ontology annotation, biological process: regulation of GTPase activity. The record is from RefSeq and is a predicted model, not a curated record. The coding region runs from base 539 to 3115 and encodes 858 amino acids. NCBI's taxonomy places the organism in Eukaryota, Metazoa, Chordata, Actinopteri, Synbranchiformes, Synbranchidae. The transcript has 20 exons.